GGAAGGUUCUCCUACCUGCUGGUAGGUAGUGCUACCUAUUACCUGGUAAAAGAGUAUUGGAAACUUACCUCCAGAACCUGGUGUAGGUGUAUCAGUGAUACACACUACCUAGGAGUACUUACCUUUAAUAUGGUAGUUCCGUAGCCGACUACAGGUGUUGCAGCGCCUUAUGUUAUUGUGUAUUUAUCAGUAACGUUAACUAGUUGCUGCAGUGGUAUGUACAAAACUGGCAAGCUGUGAGACAGGCAAGCUUUGAGAGAGACACAGUGGUGCGUACAAAGCUUAGUAAGCUGUGAGACAGAGGCAAGCUUUCAGAGAGACAGUGGUUACUUUUGUCACUGAAGCAGCAAGAGAGAUCUUGGAGGUGCUGCUGCUGCUACUGUUGCUGCUGUGGCACCUGGUGACGCUGACGGCUGCAGCUGACACAUCCUCCCUCUGUGCUAUUCCCAAGACUCUUGCGAACUUGGAUGUCUAGGAAGCUGAAGGAAGAGUCGUGGCGAGCGUGUGGGGUCGGCUGCUGGGGUCCUCACUCUCACCAGGUGGAGCCACAAAUGAGCUCGACAACAGCAUAAAUGAGUGAAGGAUAGUGUCGGCCCAACAGGGACGGUGUAGCAGGGAGCCUUGAGCGUGGUGAGCUGGAGGUGACUGCCACCGUCGCCGCCGCCAGCCUGCAGGAUGGCGACUAUAGACGGUCGUCCGGCGCAGUAUGGCAUCACCCUGCGGCAGCUGCGCGAGCUCAUGGAGACGCGUGGCCACGAGGGCAUAGAGCUUAUACAGCGGGAGCAUGGCAGCACGCUCGAAAUCACAAAGAAGCUCUACUCUUCCCCUACCAAUGGGUUGAGUGGGAAUGCUAGCGACAUGGAGCACAGGCGGCAAACAUUUGGUUCAAAUGUUAUACCACCAAAGCCGCCUAAAACGUUCCUGAUGCUGGUAUGGGAAGCUUUACAAGAUGUUACCCUCAUUAUUCUUCAAGUAGCAGCAGUUGUGUCCUUAGGUCUAUCGUUUUACAGACCAACAGAAGAUGAGGUACAUGGAGUUGGUGGCCACGAUGAGGGUGAGGAAGAAGCUGGAUGGAUUGAGGGUGUGGCCAUUCUUAUUUCUGUGGCAGUUGUUGUAUUUGUCACUGCCUUUAAUGACUACACAAAAGAAAAACAAUUUCGGGGCCUACAAAGCCGCAUUGAGGGGGAGCACAAAUUUUCUGUUAUUCGUGGAGGAGAAGUUCAGCAGAUUGGAGUGGGAGAUAUUGUUGUCGGUGAUAUUUGCCAAAUAAAGUAUGGUGAUUUGUUACCAACUGAUGGCAUUUUGAUACAAAGUAAUGACUUGAAGAUUGACGAGUCAUCUCUAACAGGAGAGUCGGACCAUGUUAAGAAAGGGACCGACACUGAUCCAAUGCUGCUCUCAGGGACACAUGUGAUGGAAGGUAGUGGGAAGAUGUUGGUCACAGCUGUUGGUGUCAAUUCUCAAGCUGGCAUCAUUUUCACUUUACUAGGAGCUGCAGCAGAUGAAGAGCAAGUUGAAGCAAAGAAACGAAAAAAAGAGGCCAAAAAGCAGCGGAAAAAACAGAAGAAGGGCGACUCGGGCGAAGAGUUGAUUGACGCCAAUCCUAACAAGCAAGGGGACGGUGAGGCUGCUGCUGUAACGGGCAACUCCCACCAUAUAACGGCCAAUUCUGCAAAUGCCGAUGGAGAUGUAAGAAAUAAUAAACAUUCAAAAGAGGAUGAGGAUGAGGGGGAAGCACACAGACCAUCAGGGGGAGGUAGUCAGGAGAAGUCUGUGCUACAAGCAAAGCUAACCAAGUUGGCUAUUCAAAUUGGUUAUGCUGGUUCUUUUAUUGCUGUGUUAACAGUUGUGAUUCUGAUAGUCCGUUUCUGCGUACAAACUUUUGUUGUAGAAGACAAACCCUGGUCUCCAUUUUAUGCUAACCAUUUUGUCAAGUUCUUCAUCAUUGGUGUGACUGUGUUGGUAGUAGCAGUGCCGGAGGGUCUUCCACUUGCUGUUACUCUAUCACUUGCUUAUUCUGUAAAGAAAAUGAUGAAGGACAACAACUUGGUGCGCCAUCUAGAUGCCUGCGAGACUAUGGGUAAUGCUACUGCCAUUUGUUCUGACAAGACUGGCACUCUCACCACUAACCGCAUGACGGUGGUUCAGUCAUACAUAUGCGGUGAAGACCACAAGACAACACCAAAAUAUGAAUCGCUUCCACAUCAUGUUGCGGAGCUCCUGAUUCAUUCUAUUAGUGUUAAUUCUGCCUAUACCUCGCGUGUUUUACCAGGAGAUAACCCAGGAGAUCUUCCGAAACAGGUUGGAAACAAAACUGAGUGCUCCUUAUUAGGAUUUAUUUUGGACCUUGGUAAGAGUUAUCAGGCCAUCCGUGAUGAAAUAUCAGAAGAAACCUUCCACCGAGUAUAUACCUUUAAUUCAGCAAGAAAAUCUAUGUCGACGGUGGUCCCUCGAGAAGGGGGUUACCGCAUCUACACAAAAGGUGCCUCAGAAAUUGUAAUGAAAAAGUGCUCCUUCAUCUAUGGAAAGGAUGGCAGAUUAGAGAACUUCUCAAAGUCAAUGCAAGAUCGUCUGGUUCGAGAAGUAAUUGAACCCAUGGCAUGUAAUGGUCUUCGCACAAUCUCAGUUGCAUACAGAGACUUCGUUCGAGGAAAAGCUGACAUAAAUCAGGUGCAUUUUGAUAGUGAACCCAAUUGGGAAGAUGAAGACAACAUUAUCAGCAACCUGACUUGUCUCUGUGUCUUGGGAAUUGAAGAUCCAGUGCGACCUGAGGUGCCUGAUGCAAUCCAUAAGUGCCAGCGGGCGGGCAUUACAGUUCGCAUGGUUACAGGCGACAAUAUUAACACUGCACGCUCCAUUGCUUCCAAGUGUGGCAUUCUCAAACCAGGCGAUAACAGCUUAAUAUUAGAGGGAAAAGAAUUUAAUAGGAGAAUCAGAGAUUCAUCGGGCAAAAUCCAGCAACAUUUAAUAGACAAAGUGUGGGUGAACCUACGUGUGCUGGCUCGCUCAUCUCCUACAGAUAAAUACACAUUAGUGAGAGGUAUUAUAGAAAGUAAAAUAAAUGCCAACAGAGAAGUGGUAGCUGUAACAGGUGACGGCACCAACGAUGGACCUGCCCUCAAGAUGGCUGAUGUCGGCUUUGCUAUGGGCAUUGCUGGUACCGAUGUUGCUAAAGAGGCAUCAGAUAUCAUCUUGACAGAUGACAACUUUACCUCAAUUGUUAAGGCUGUCAUGUGGGGACGCAAUGUAUAUGAUUCCAUUGCAAAGUUUCUACAGUUUCAGCUAACUGUAAAUGUUGUUGCUGUCAUUGUAGCAUUUGUUGGUGCAUGUGCCAUCAAUGAUAGCCCUCUCAAGGCUGUACAAAUGUUGUGGGUGAAUCUUAUCAUGGACACACUGGCUUCCCUGGCGUUGGCAACGGAAGCUCCUACGCCAGAUCUCCUUCAGCGAAAACCUUAUGGCCGCACCAAGCCUCUCAUCUCGCGCACCAUGAUGAAGAAUAUCCUGGGUCAAGCAGUGUACAUGAUUAUGGUUAUAUUCGUUUUGUUAUUUUAUGGAGAUAAAUUGUUAGAUAUUGACUCUGGACGUUACGCUGACAUCCGUGACCCACCUUCCCAGCACUUCACCAUCAUCUUCAAUACUUUUGUUAUGAUGACACUCUUCAACGAAAUCAAUGCACGAAAAAUCCAUGGACAGCGCAACGUUUUUCAGGGCUUCUUUAGUAAUCCCAUUUUCUACAGCAUUUGGCUGAGUACACUAGCAAGUCAGGUUGUGAUAGUACAGUUUGGAGGUCGGGCGUUUUCCACUGAAGCCCUCGGCCUGGAGCUCUGGUUAUGGUGUAUCCUUUUUGGGAGUGGAGUGCUCCUUUGGGGGCAAGUGGUUACCUCCAUCCCAACCAAAAAAUUACCUAAGAAUGUAUUCUCGUGGGGUUCAGGGGAGCCUCAAACAGAUCCCAUUGCUGACUUUGCCAUUGAGGACAAAUUAGAUUCUGAUGGAAAGGAUGGCAAGCGUACGGGUCAAAUUUUGUGGAUCCGUGGCUUGACCCGACUUCAGACUCAGGUCAUUGGAGGCACGUUGCAGGAGCGGCUGAUACCCGUACCGUAUAGCAAGACCUCCACAGACCAGGCUAUUCGAGUAGUUAAUGCGUUUCGACAGGGGCUUGAUGCUCGGCCUUCCAACCCGAAUCUGGCGGCUGUGCUGAAGAAGCAGUCAUCCUUGAGCAAGCGGCUGUCUCAGGGGUCUUCAUUGGAAUAUGCAGAUAUGUGUCCCGAUCCAGAAGAGCUGACAGUCCCAGAGAUCGACGUGGAACGCUUGUCCUCACACAGCCACACUGAGACUGCUGUGUAGACCCAAGUUUAGGCCCCCCAUGCCACUCUCUCAGGGCCAACUGCACCUCCAGCAGCAGCAUUGGCAGCAACAGUAGUGUGAUCAGCAGCAGUAGCAGAAGCAGCAGCAACAACAGCCUUUGGUCACCACCAUAGCAGCUAGUGGGUGCCGCCUGCAGUGUGGUGCCUAGGUGCUGGCUAUGCUGCAACUGAUUGUGACUUGACUGCGAUAAUCAGGGUGGCUCAGACGGGUUAGGGCAGUGACAGCUCAUGUAUGGGAGGAACAACGGUUGUGGGUGCUGUACAGUUCCACUAUUACGAGUAGACUGAGCUCCCACAACUAUUUUGUCUUCCUGGGGGCAUGGUCACAUGCAGAACCCACCCUGAACACACACCACAAAAGGGCACACCCAGCUGUGCUGUAACGUGUGCCUGUGUCUGGUGCACAUCCACACUCACUGGUGUAUGCCAAGAACUCAGUUAACAGUGUGCCGCGCCCCUUGUUUCAUCAUGUCCUACUGUUAAUAGUCUUGUGUAUAGUAAGGGUUGUUAUUGCAUAGUCUACCAAUUAUAGAAAUGGUAAAGGGUUUUUGCCAGAGGGUUAGAUCUGUUGAACAAUACUAAGGACAAAUUACCAUUAUACCUGUAGUCAAAGGAUGUUUUAAACCUCUCUAAGGAAGUUGUGGAAACUUGUAUAUUCAUGAAUGUUCUUGGUUCUUGUUUUCUAAAACCAUGUUGGCUGUUCCUGAUGCUAGAGUCUAUACAUCUCUGUUUUGUUUAUGUUUGGCAGUAUUGUUUUGUCCAUUUGCUGUGUAUGAAAGAAAGAGUCCUAGGUUGUAUGACUGGUGGUACCUCUUAGCUUAAGUGGUAUUAUCAUUGCGUUGCUGAAAGUUGUGUGGUGAGGCCAGCCUUGUUAUAAGCCCGACUUCAACCCACACAACCACCACUGAUGUCUAGGUUUAAUUAGACAUCUUUGCAUUUAAUACUAAUAAUCCUAACAUCAUGGGGGUCGUUUUUAUGGAGCAAUAGUUGUUUUGAAGUAUAUAUAAUAGUGAUGAUGCUUGUCAAUAAUUCAAUCACUGAAGGUAAUUGUCAUGUUAUGUAAUUACAAUAUUACAAAUAAAGUGGUGCACGGUUGUUUCCAACCUUUCACCUGUUACAACGUUGGCUAGCCAAUGGAACCAAUCCUUAUUGUUGUGCCCAUGUGAGGAGCACUCCAGAGGCCUGCAAUGGAGUACAGUCGCCCUAGGAGUAAACCCUAAGAAUUUGUCACGUUCCUACAGCACCAGUUUACCUGAUUUUGGGCAUGCCAAGGGGUCUAACUACACUUUCGUAGUUUGACCUGUAGGCCUCCCCCUCCCCCCUUUCCUCGCCUUAUGGGAUGCUGUUAAGCUUGCCCUCAUCUCGUACCCCUUCCCUCCUAAUCUUUUGAUCUGCAUAGCCUGUCCUUAAUUCCUUUAUCUUAAACACCAUCUACCCUCCUCCAUCACACUUUCCCACUCCAGGUUGACUUGGUGUCUGUGUGCGUGGUCUGCCCGCUCCCAUCCUGUUCUUAGGUGUGGCAAAUAUGCAUUAGUUUUAAGUCAGUUCUCUGGGCUGUUCACCAAACAAUUACACAUAACAAAUUGUAGUCAAUAGCAAACAGUUAUUUCAUUCUUUUCUGUAGAGAAAGUGGAAGAUUUUCUAAAUACUGAAAUGUUGUAAAUCCAAUAAAUGUUAAUGUAAACUGGUAGAGAUAACCAAGAUUAAACCUUCUGUAAAUCUUCAGUCAGUCAUUUUGUGAUGCUCGUCUCAUGUCAGCCACGACACUAACCUUUCGUUUGUCAACUAAUUCUAGGACUGAGGAAGUGUAAGAUCAGUGGAAGUUUGAUAGGAAAAGGCCUUGUACUUCUUCUCUUUGUCCAUUAUCUGAUGUGUGUAUGUGUGUGUUUGUUUUUGGUUGCACAUGUUUGCAACUGUGUAUGUUUUGUGUACACAUGUUUUGUUUUGUGGGUGUGUGUUGUUGGGGUGCUUGUAUGUGUGGGGGUGUGUGUGUGGGAGUGGGUGGGUGUUGUGGCACGUGUGUAUGUUGUGUGUGUGUGUGUGUGGUGCAUGUGUGUGUGUUGUGGCGGCACGUGUGUGUUUGUGUGUCUGUGUGUGUGAAAGUUCGUGGGUUGUUUGUGCAGUGUGGAGCGGCUAGCCAAGGAACACACUCCAUAUAGCAAAAGACAAAUGGGAAGAACAGCCCACUGUUUGGCCACUGUUGUGGUGCGUGUAGGGAUUACGUCCCAAACGCUAAAGCAGCUAUUGAAACUCUGCCACUACCCACGCACUGGAAAGCGCGUAGUACUUUAGAUUUUUCGUGGAUAUAAACAAAUGGCUUCUAUUGUUAAUAGGAAAGAACAUUACUUGUUGCGUUUGUUAACUUUAAAAAUACAGGUUUUCAAGACU
Cherax quadricarinatus is the source of this 6752-nucleotide messenger RNA. NCBI's taxonomy places the organism in Eukaryota, Metazoa, Arthropoda, Malacostraca, Decapoda, Parastacidae. The record is from RefSeq and is a predicted model, not a curated record.